This is a messenger RNA of Pseudomyrmex gracilis, 3945 nucleotides long. It is a transcript of the gene PIP4K, whose product is annotated as phosphatidylinositol 5-phosphate 4-kinase type-2 alpha. Bases 352 to 1836 code for a protein of 494 amino acids. Gene Ontology annotation, biological process: phosphatidylinositol metabolic process. The record is from RefSeq and is a predicted model, not a curated record. Gene Ontology annotation, molecular function: phosphatidylinositol kinase activity. The transcript has 9 exons. NCBI's taxonomy places the organism in Eukaryota, Metazoa, Arthropoda, Insecta, Hymenoptera, Formicidae.
GCCGUCGCGGUUCGUUCCCCGGAGUGUUGGCGCAAGGAAGGCGCGAGAAUUAGGCGCAAUUGCAGUGAUUCGGCUGGCGCGAGAUUUCGCGGACGUGAUCCGCGUCCGUGGUUUGGGAUUACGAUGUAAAAGGUGACGACGGAAACGGGAGGAAGAAUUCUCGCGCGUUAUUCCGAGUUGUUUGUUCCGAGAGAGGGUUGGUGGAGACCCAGAGAGACAGAAAGAACGGAAACUUCUCCCUCGCGCGUCGAGAAGAAGUCGACGUUAGUAUAUAUAUAUAUACCUUUUGACGUGACGACUGGGUGAUUUCUUGUCUUUUCGCGUCGUUGUGACAACAAUUCGCGAGCAGAUAUGUCGAGCUUGCCGCAAAUGUCCAGCGGGCUCAGCAAGCUGAAAAAGAAACACUUUCGGGUGAAACAUCAGAAGGUUAAGCUAUUCCGUGCGAACGAGCCGCUACUCAGCGUGUUUAUGUGGGGUGUUAAUCACACGAUAAACGAACUUAGUCACGUUAACAUUCCAGUAAUGCUCUUGCCAGAUGAUUUUAGAGCUCACAGCAAGUUGAGGGUGGACAAUCAUCUUUUCAACAAAGAGAACAUGCCGUCUCACUUUAAAAUCAAAGAAUAUUGCCCGUUAGUCUUUAGGAAUUUGCGAGAAAGAUUUGGAAUAGAUGAUUUGGAUUACAAGGAGUCGAUGACGAGAUGUCGGGUGUUUAAUCCCUCGCGAUCAAAGCAGAGCUCGGAUUUGAUUGGAGUAGGUGGAAGAACUCGUCAGAACUUGGUCCAGCGUUCCGCUACCACCCCAUCGGUCACCCUUUCCUCCUCUCCUAUUUCCUCGCACAAUUCAAUUCUAAAUAAACCACUGCGUUUCAAACGGCUGAGAUCGCAACCGGUGCUGGACGACUCGUCCGGGAAGAGCGGCGCGAAGUUUUACCAGUCGUACGACAAGCUGUUCAUAAUUAAAACUCUCACGAGCGAGGAAGUGGAGAGGAUGCACUCGUUCCUAAAGCAAUACCAUCCCUACAUCGUCGAGCGACACGGCAAGACAUUGUUGCCGCAGUACUUGGGAAUGUAUCGGCUGACCGUCGACGGGGUCGAGCAUUACGUGGUCGCCAUACGAAACGUAUUCUCGAAUCACCUGACGACACACAAGAAGUUCGAUCUGAAGGGUUCGACGGUGGAUCGAGAAGCGUCGGACAAGGAGAAGGAAAAGGAUCUUCCGACUUACAAGGAUAACGAUUUCGUUAAGGAGGGCAUGAAAAUUUACAUCGGGGAGGAAGCCAAAGCGAAACUGCUAGAAACGUUAACCGCUGACGUAGAUUUCUUGACGAGAUUGCAUCUGAUGGAUUAUUCCCUGUUGCUCGGCGUGCACGAUUGCGCGCGAGCUGAACAGGAGAACAGAGAGCGCGCGGAGAGGGGAGACGACGACGAGAAUCACGACGACGAGGACGACAGCGAGUCCGGCAGCGGACUGGAGUCGCGAAAUCCGCUCGGAGAUCGCCUGUGGGGUUGGAGCGGCGUCGGUCAUGCGAUCACCAGCAUGGCAACGCCUCCCGAGUCACCGCACGCCGCGUUGAUGCGUGAUACCAGUUUACAAUACGAAGACGCAAUAAUACCCGAAUUAGAUAUCUACGCUAUUCCUAGUAAAGAAGGUGCUCCCACGAAGGAAAUUUAUUUUUUGGCCAUAAUAGACGUGCUGACGCAUUACGGCGUGCGGAAGCAAGCGGCGAAAGCGGCCAAAACCGUCAAGUAUGGUGCUAACGUCGACGGUAUAUCCACCUGUGAUCCAGAACAAUACGGCAAACGAUUCAUAGAAUUUAUGAGUAAAGCUAUAGAGUAAAAAAAAAUGCUAAGAAAAAAAAAUCUCUGUGCAUAUAUACAAAAAAAAAAAAAGAAAAAAAAAGAAAAAAAAUAUGAAGUUACGACGAUAUUAGCGCUUAAAUGUGUAUUGUCGGAAUGAAAUCGAGUUUAUCGCAACCCGCACGAGGGAAGAUUUAUCCUGGAGAUAAGAUCGUCGCGAUCUCCAUUCGGUUUAUAUUUCUUGAAACUUUACCGACUUUCUUCUCGCUUUCCUUUCGCGAUGCGAAUCGAAUGGAAAUCGCAACAAAUUGUUUCUUAUUUCGUUGAACAUUUCUUAAGACGAUCUCCUCUUUUGAUCUUUUUUUGUCGAAAUUGUUUGUUAUGUAUUUCACGCAAUAUUCGCACACAAGAGUUUUUUUCUUUCAUUACAUUCGAUUUGAUUUGUUUCUCACCGUUAGUCGUUUAGUCGAUCCAUUCCAAGAGAUCCUAACCGGAGUUUUUCUUUGAUAUUUCCCCUCCCCGUAUCUUUCUCCAGGAUCGGGAGCAGGUAAUCCUGUAACGGAGCUAAUAACAUGAUCGCGCGAACAUUUUCACACACAGUGAAAACAAAUGCCUCCUCUUUUCUCUAUCUCUCGUUGUAUCUUGUUUUUUUUUUGUUUUUUGUUCACACGUGUUCGAAUUACCGAUUGAACUGUGUAACGGAAAAAUUGAUCUUGGAGUACACGCAAGUUGAACACGCAAGACUAAAUCGCACAAAUGCUUGUUUACUCGUUUAGCAACGUUCACGUUUCACGUGAAAGUAUUAUUAACUCGAUUUGGCAGACUGGCUAUACAGAGCACAUGUGAAUUAUAUAUAUACAUAUAUAUACAUACAUAUAUAUAUGUAUGUAUAAUUAUAGAGAUAAAAGACAUCUAACCGACCGGUUAUGUCGUUGCAAUAAAAAUUUUCAAAUGCGCUUUACUGAGUACAGAACUGCCCGCGGAUUUGCUUGAUCAUACAGGAUGUAGCUUCAACGGCUCAAGCGAAGCUACGCAAAUGUCCAUUUUUUGAACGCCAAUCACACACGGCGCGACACAUCUCCCGUUUUGCGGUCCAAAUUCAGUUUCAUUGAAUUAACCAACACCGAAUAUCACAUUUUAAUAAUUGUUAUGUACAAUAUGUAUAUCUUAAGACGACACUUAGUUUUAAUUGAAACAAUUUGUGAAGUAAGUCAAUAAUGUUAAUAGAUUGUUCGCAAUAUAACGCGUGUUAAUUAAGUGCUUGGAACAUAAUUGAAGCUUCAUCUCGCAAAAGGUCUGUUGUAAUAUUUCAAAUCGAACGGUUGUUACACUCUCCUCACACACAGUUUCUAAUUUCGCCAAAGGAUACUUUGUAUAAGAUAUGCUUUAUGAGGUGUUCUUCCGGAAGAAAUCAGGCACUGCGAACUCUUGCACACAAUGAUAUCGUCCAGCAAAGAUCUUGCACGAGUUCGGUGCACGAGUUUUUGUUUCAUAUAUAUAUAUAUAUAUAAAAUAUUAUUCGUAAUUUUUUAUAAUUUAGAAAUGUGCGGUUGAGGCGGACGAAAUAGCGACUUGUAUUGUAUAAAAGAAGUAUGUACACAUUGUUGCUCGCGUACAACAAACACAAUAUGUUUAAAAUUAUCUAAUAAAAACACUAUAUAUAUGUAUAUGUGUGUAUAUACAUAUAUAUAUGUAAAAUUUGUUAGCCAAUCUCGUAAUACAACACCUAAUUAAUGUAAUAAUUAACUAAUGUAUUUAUCUAGUCUCAAUGUGUUUGCUAUAAUUUUGUAUGUACAUUUUAUCUCACUCUCUUGUGAAUGUGCGCGCACGUCAGGACUGAAGGAUGUGAUAGACGAAAGGAGGAGGAAAGUACAGUAGCAUCUUUGUUGCAAGAUAUAUCGCGUUUACACGAAAUUGAUUUUUCUGCGCGUGUGACGGAGAAUUAUUAUUAUUAUUAUUAUUUUUAUAUAUACAUAUAAUAUAUGUGUGUGUAAAAACAGCUACUUUUGUUUUUAACGAAUCAAAAUUUUCAAUUUUCAAACGCAAGAGCGUUCUAGACUUUACGUCCAUCCGUUAGUACAUGACCUUACGUGUGGCAACGACGAAUCCUUGUUCACACAAAAUAAAUUGAGAUUCAUAGCUAUGUCAA